Molecule: messenger RNA, 942 nt
Organism: Alligator mississippiensis (American alligator)
Lineage: Eukaryota; Metazoa; Chordata; Crocodylia; Alligatoridae
Product: olfactory receptor 6N1
Exons: 1
Coding region: 1-942 (313 amino acids)
Biological process (GO): G protein-coupled receptor signaling pathway
Cellular component (GO): membrane
Molecular function (GO): G protein-coupled receptor activity; olfactory receptor activity
Source: RefSeq, a predicted model, not a curated record
AUGGAAUGGUCAAACCAAAGCAUUGUGACAGAAUUCAUCACUGCUGGUUUCCCCAGCCUCCAGAAGCUGUGGCUCCCAGUUUUUUUGCUGGUCUUACUCAUGUAUUCAGUGACCUUAGUGGGAAACACAGUCAUUAUCUUCAUCACCAGGAUUGAUCCCAGCCUCCACACACCCAUGUACUAUUUCCUGGGCAACUUUUCCUUUCUUGAGAUCUGGUACACCUCGGUUACUGUACCCAAGAUGCUUACUGAUCUCCUGGCAGACAGGAAAGUGAUUUCUUUCAAUGGCUGCAUCUCUCAGCUUUAUUUCUUCCUUGCACUGGGUGCCACUGAGUGCUUCAUCCUUGCAGCCAUGGCUUAUGAUCGCUACGUAGCCAUAUGCCACCCUUUAAGGUACACUGCCAUCAUGAGCAGCAUAGUGUGUAUCAAUCUCACUUCCUGGUCCUGGAUCAUCAGCUUUCUUCUUCCAUUGGUACCAGUAAUUCUCAUCUCCAAGCUCAACUUUUGUGGCCCUAAUGUGGUUGACCACUUCUUCUGUGAUAUUCUACCAGUGCUGCGGCUGGCUUGUGUUGAUACCCACCUCAAUGAGAUGCUCAGCUUCUUCAUCUGCUCCUCAGUGGUUGUGGCCUCCUUUGCACUGACCAUGGCUUCUUAUGGAAGCAUCAUCACCACAAUCCUUCAAAUCCCCUCAGCUGCAGGACAAAAGAAGGCCUUCUCUACCUGUGCCUCACAUCUGACUGUGAUCACCAUCUUCUAUGGCACGGUUUUGUUCAUGUAUGGCCGGCCCACCAGAAAGUUCUCCUUCAACCUGGAUAAGGUGAUAGCUGUGUUCUACUGUUUGGUCACUCCACUCCUAAAUCCCAUCAUCUACAGUCUCAGGAACAAGGAGGUGAAGGAGGCAUUAAGGAAAACCCUGUAUGGAAAACAGGGAAGAUUAAAAUGA